Messenger RNA from Phyllopteryx taeniolatus (common seadragon), 4219 nucleotides. It is a transcript of the gene snpha, whose product is annotated as syntaphilin. The transcript is spliced from 5 exons. NCBI's taxonomy places the organism in Eukaryota, Metazoa, Chordata, Actinopteri, Syngnathiformes, Syngnathidae. The record is from RefSeq and is a predicted model, not a curated record. Gene Ontology annotation, biological process: neuron differentiation. Bases 592 to 2016 code for a protein of 474 amino acids. Gene Ontology annotation, cellular component: cytoplasmic microtubule; mitochondrion.
UGCUAAACAUGAGACGGUGUGUGCACUUGUGCGACCAUGUUAUCUUAGUUGUUGUUUUUAACUUCCCCUUUAAUGUAUGUUUUUCAAUUGAGUUGUACAGGUUAAAGGUUAACGAAUAGUUGUUGUUUUUAAAUGAUUUACGGUCUGAUUUUUUUUUUUUUUUGUAGACCAAAAAAACAUUUGCGUAUCCUUUUUUUAUAUCUGCUACAGCCUCCCUUCGCUUUGUUAACAGGUGUAUUAUUUACUACAUUGUAGUCGUAGAAUGUGUGAGAGCAUUUGGGUCGUGUAGAAGCGGUCCUUUUUUAAAUCCUGAACGUACGUCCCUGAUGGCCUCCCCUCCCGUUUCCGCCUCCCCUGCUGUCUCUUUAAGAGGCAUCGACGUCGCAGUGGACUCACUCGAUGUGGGCGCUUCAUGGCUGCAGGAUGCGCUCGGAUCCGCAUCGGCUGCGUCUUCUCGCCCCGAUGCCAGCGACGCGCCAGCUGCAGCCUCGCUGUCGUCGUUGUCGUCCGCGUGAGCCGCACGCUCUGCUCCGAGGCUUCUGACACGAGUCUUGCUGGAAGGACUCUGUGCCUCCCUCACUUGAGGCAAGCAUGUCCGUAACGCUCACCCCAAGCAGGAAGCCUUCAUUAGGUCAGCGCAGGCGCUCGGCAGGAACGAGUGGCAGCAGUGGACGAUGCACCCAUAGUGACAUGUCCAGCACCAGCAACUACCCGCUGAAGAUCAAGACGACAGAGGGAAGUCUCACCCCUCAGAUGCAUGCCAGUACUUCGAGGCGUCAGGCAAAGCACACGGUGUGUAGUGACAACCAUGGGAUCAGGCCUCCCACUCCAGAGCAGUACCUCACACCUCUGCAGCAAAAAGAGGUGUGUAUACGUCACCUGCGAGCCAGACUGAGGGACAACGUGGAGAGAUUGCAACACAGGGACUAUGAAAUAGAUGAGUUGAGGACUCAGCUGUACAGGAUGCAGGAAGACUGGAUCGAAGAGGAAUGCCACCGUGUGGAGGCCCAGUUAGCACUCAAAGAGGCCCGCAAGGAAAUUCAUCAGCUCCAAGAAGUGGUGGAGUCCGUGAGGUCCAACCUUGGUGUGCGGGAGCAAGACCCCCAUCACAACCACAAGCCAUACACGUCCCAGGACCCGAGGACCGGCGGGAAGUCUCGCUCCUGCGGCUGCUCUCCUGCCGGCACUUUGACCCGCAGCAGGCACAGGAGCGGCGAGGCCCUGCAGACCGAGUCAAGCCGAGCGCCGCGCCACCUGCUGCUGGAGGCGGCGCUCCCGUCGGAGCAGACGCCUCGACAGGGCCGCGUCAAGGGAACGGCGUCUCCCUCGCCCGCCUGUGACCUUCUUUGCCGAGGGGCCGCCGCGUUGCCUGUCUCGCACUCCUGCCACUCUCUGGGCGGAAGCUGCUACCUCCCUCAUCAUCACUUGUUCCUGCACUUACCUCAGGAGGAGCCCCCGGAAACGGUCGCCUCGACUCUGACUGCAGUCGCCGUCCCGAGUGCUCCGGCGGGGAGGAAGCCAGAGGUGCGCUCGCAGGCCUGCAGUCCGACCAUGACCUGGCUUUCCUGCGAGGAAAACGGCGCAGAGGAGCUGAGUGUCAUUUCUGCAGCGUCGGUGGACGCGAGCCCCGCGCAGCCCCUCGUCUUCCCGACGGCUUCACCUCCUCUGUCUCCUCUCGAGAAUCCCCAUGUGUGCCAACCCCGCCCCGCGGCUCCUCGGAGGCAGGAAGCUGCUGUCCUGGAGAUGGAGGAGGACACCAAGGAAGAAGCAGGAAAUGACGAUUCGCUUCAGCCGUGCCACUGGAGCCCGUACUUUCUCGUGGAUCUGUUGGCUUUGGCGGUGCCGGUGGUCCCAACUGUGGCGUGGCUGUGUCGGGGGGCGCCUCGGGACAUCGUGCCCGUCUAUCAUAUCGGGUCCUUGCUGAGAGGAUGCUGCGCUGUGGCCCUGCACUCGCUCCGUCAAAGAGGCGCGGGCCAAGGACGCAGGCCGGCCAGCGUGAGUGGAACACCGAUCUGAAUUUGCAUCUCAAUCGAUGAUUAAAAAAAAAACAAUCAGAUUAAUCAAUUUUUAAAAUUUGGAUUCAUCUUGAUUAAUCACAGGCGCCAAAUAUACCACACAUAGUACCACAUUUUGCUUUGAGAUGGUAUUUUAAACUUAUGCUUUGAGGAAAAGAGAGUUCAGCAGUGCACUAUAUGCAAAUUACCUUUUUUUUUUUCCCCCCCCAAAAAUCCAAUGGGGUGACUUUUGAAGCAAAAUUUGCCGCCGAGCACACUAAAUCGGAGUCUCCUCACUUAUCUUUGCACCGGCGUAAACAUUGACCUGAUCACUGACCUCAUAGCAACCUGCACUGCAUUUUAGAUAUCCAUCCGCGGUUAAGGAUUAAAGGAGCGUGUGUGUGGUCAAAAUAAAUAGUGUGAUUAAUCUGAGUUAAUACAUGAUUCAUGCAAAUUAUUUUUUUUUGUGUGAUUAAUCAUAAAAUAACGCUUUAACUUUGACAGCCCUAAUCUCAGUCCUCCUGCCUCCCUCAAAUAUACAGGUACUAACUAUCCUUUGGAUAUGUUAUUUUUGACACGCACCUGUAAUAUUCGGACACCUUUGUGGCAAAAAUGUACGCACACAAACUGCUAAACAUCAUAAAUCAAUAACCUUUUUUAUUUCCAACAGCUGUGUUGUGUGCGUGUACAUUUUUAAGCCACGAAGGUUUCCAGACGAGGGUGCAAAAUAUGUAAGAGUAUAAACGACACGAGGUCUAAAAAUCAUAGUAAUGAUCAUAAAAGAAAAGAACAUUUCCUGCUAAGUUGCAUGCCACAAGCUGAAACACAGCCUAAAUGAUUGCCAAAUCAAUUUAAAAAAAUAAAAAUAAAAAAAAAUUUAAAAAAAGAGAAAUGUACACUAAUGCCCGCGGAGGUAUGAGGGUUAAAUGGACAACAAAUCUAUUAGAGGCACAGCUAUGACAAUGACUUUUCUUCUCAUUUGCUGGAUUUUCCCUGUGGAAUAAGAUUGCAGCAAGUGCAUGAUGCAUCUCUGAGCCGCCAGUCAUGAAAACAAACCGUUGGUUGUACAUGCAUGACAUCAUAAACUAUCAAGUGGAACCUCCAAAGUCAAACAAUGCUCGUUGGGUAUUUAAAAUGUUAAUUUACGAAGGACCGUGUUUACACACAUUUUGACAAAAUGGAUAUUUUUUUCCCCAAUAGAGUAAGCACUUAUUUUCCUGUUAUCUGUAAAGAAAAAAUAUUAUAUAUAGUACAUAUAUGUAUAUAUAUGUUUGUUUUUUUCUGUCAAAAGCCUCCAAAGACAUUACAUCUGGGUUUUCCCAAAUUGUUUAAAGGGAUAGUAAUCUUUAUGUAAACUUCUGAAUUUGAAGUAAUGAAAAAUUCUCUUAAAAAAAAAAUCCCUCUCUCAUUGUUAUUUUGCAAAUAGAAAUAAUUUGGGUAAUCCUAAUUGACCUACAAUGGGAAAGGUUUAGUCUGAUUUCAUGUCAGACGGCGAGGAAGGGGGAAAAAAAGGGGUAUUUCUUUUUCAACAGUGCAUGUAAACAUCUGGUUUCAAAUGUAGUUUAUCAAGUAAAAUAAAUAGUACGGUCGGGCAAAUGAUCAUUCGUCGUGUAUACAACCAUCUUCUUUCGAGAUAAUUACAUAACUUUCAGAAAUGUAAAAAGCUUUACAAGGACUAAAUGGUUGGCAACAAAAAAAGUGAGAGGACCUAACUUUUUCUUUUGCCAUGAACUGCUUGACCAAUGUGUGUGUGGACGUAAGGUUAUAUUGUGAGCCGCGACUGUUUGACUGCAAAUGGUUUUGUCUAAUGCAUUUUUAAGAAAGCGUUUCAGGUCUAUUUUUAAACUUUGUAUAUCUACGGACUGAAUCAUCGAGUAUAUUAAUAUAAUCAGGACAACGGAGGAUAACUUGAGGUCACAAUUGACUAACUUUUCCCCAAAUAUUACAGACAAAAGGCUUUUUUUUCUGUGUCAUUUAGCAAAUCCUAAGCACGUAAUUACAGUGAUAUACCGUGAUGAGUUUAAGCCUUUUGAAAAAGAGUAUAGUAAAAUGUUUUUAAUUUACUGUAUAUCUUAACCUGCAAAUGUAUCACUCCUUGAAUCUGUAAUAUUACAAAAGCAAUGAGACCUACUGACUGUACUCUUUUAUUGUGAAGAGUAAGGAACAGAAUGUAACAUCCACAGCUUGUAACAACUCCUUGAAAUAAACGCAAUCACAAACUGCAA